Messenger RNA from Prorocentrum cordatum, 807 nucleotides. The record is from the annotation of a GenBank genome assembly. NCBI's taxonomy places the organism in Eukaryota, Dinophyceae, Prorocentrales, Prorocentraceae.
GAGCACCGCGGCUCGUCGCCAGGCAGGAUGCCGCCCAAGCUGCGGGGCCCCAAGAUGACGUUCUGGGGCUGUUCGUGCGGCAAGGACAACAACUGGGCAUCGCGCAUCGCGUGCUCGUGCGGGAAUUCGGCACCGCGGCGCGUGGUCGAUGCUGCCAAGCUGGCGGGAAAGCUGCCGCGGAAGCCCGCCCCGUGGUCCAAGGAGCGCAACCGUGGGCUGGAGGAGCAGCUGCGGGCGCCCACGAAGCAGAUGGCCAGCAUCGCGCAGCGCCCGCCGUCGACGGCUACUGAUGGCCCAGCGGCAGGAGGCGGCGGCAGCUUCAGGAAGGAGCGCGAUGAUGGCGACAAUAACGCGUUCCACCAGAGGACGGUGCUGCAGGAGAAGAUCAUUUACCAUGAGAAGGCCCUCAAGGAGUGCAGCAAGAUGGAGGAGGACGGCGACGACGCAGAACUGGCGAAGUGCAGGCAGCAGCUCGACAGGUACGAAGCCGACCUCAAGAGCCUCCAGGAGCAGCUCGCCAGAAUCAGCCAAAAGAUCACCGACAAGCAGGAGUCGAUCACGGCCAAGAGGGCGGAAGUGGAUAUUUUCAAUGUCGAGGCGAUUCGGCAGGGGCGCGCGCUGCUGGUUGCUCGCGGUGAGAUGUCGACGGCAAAGGCGAAGCUGGCCAGCCUCAUGGCGAAAGACCUCAUCGCCUUCGACAUCGACGAGGACGAGCUGCCGGUGCAAUCGCCUGAUGCUCAGGAGGCGCUGGCGGCUUUCAAGGCCAGUCACCAUUUCGCCAGGAUCCAGCAGGCCGUGUGCAAGAAG